Messenger RNA from Elgaria multicarinata webbii, 3952 nucleotides. RefSeq names its product 5-oxoprolinase, ATP-hydrolysing (gene OPLAH). Bases 14 to 3892 code for a protein of 1292 amino acids. Gene Ontology annotation, molecular function: 5-oxoprolinase (ATP-hydrolyzing) activity. Lineage: Eukaryota; Metazoa; Chordata; Lepidosauria; Squamata; Anguidae. The transcript is spliced from 26 exons. The record is from RefSeq and is a predicted model, not a curated record. Gene Ontology annotation, cellular component: cytosol. Gene Ontology annotation, biological process: glutathione metabolic process.
CCUCCACGCGGCCAUGGCUGCGCCGCUGCGCGACAAGUUCCAGUUCUCCAUCGACCGCGGCGGCACCUUCACGGACGUCUUCGCCCGCUGCCCCCGGGGGAAGGUGCGCGUGCUGAAGUUGCUCUCCGAGGACCCGGCCAACUACAGCGAUGCGCCCACCGAGGGCAUCCGCCGCGUCUUGGAAGAGGAGUGCGGGGUCCCCUUCCCCAAAGACCAGCCCCUGGACACGUCGCACAUUGAGUGGAUCCGCAUGGGCACCACGGUGGCCACCAACGCCUUGCUGGAGAGGAGGGGGGAGCGCGUCGCCCUGCUCAUCACCAAGGGCUUCCGGGACCUGCUGCACAUCGGCAACCAAGCCCGGCCGCAGAUCUUCGACCUGGCGGUGGUGGUACCGGAGGUCUUGUAUGAAGCCGUGGUGGAGGUGGACGAGCGUCUGGUCCUGCAUCGCGAGGGGUGCCAGCUCUUUGAGUCAGCCCAGCCAGUCACAGGCUUGACAGGGGAAGCCCUGGUGGUGGGGCGACCCGUGGACCUGGAGGCCCUGCGGGGGGAACUGGAGGGGCUGUUGGCCCGUGGCAUCUGCAGCCUGGCCGUGCUGCUCCUCCACUCCUACAUGUGGCCGGAGCACGAGCGGCAGGUGGGGGCCCUGGCCCGGGAGCUGGGCUUCCAUCAGGUGUCGCUCUCCUCCGAGGUGAUGCCCAUGGUGCGGGCGGCGCCCCGGGGCUACACAGCUUGCGCAGACGCCUACCUCACCCCCUGCAUCCGCCGCUACCUGGACAGCUUCCGGGCCGGCUUUGCUGACCACCUCCAGGACGUGCCGGUCAUGUUCAUGCGCUCCGACGGCGGCCUCACCCCCAUGGAGGCCUUCAGCGGCUCCCGCGCCAUCCUGUCGGGUCCAGCCGGGGGCGUCGUGGGCUACGCCGUCACCACCUACCGCCGGGCGGAUGGGCAGCCCGUCAUUGGCUUUGACAUGGGAGGCACCUCCACGGACGUGAGCCGCUACGCCGGGGAGUACGAGCACGUCUUUGAGGCCACGACGGCUGGCAUCAGCAUCCAGGCCCCGCAGCUGGACAUCAACACGGUGGCCGCAGGGGGCGGCUCGCGGCUCUUCUUCAGGUCUGGGCUUUUCGUUGUUGGCCCCGAGUCAGCGGGAGCCCACCCCGGCCCCACUUGCUACCGGAAGGGGGGGCCGCUGACCGUGACGGACGCCAACCUGUGCCUGGGCCGCCUGCUGCCCGGCUACUUCCCGCACAUCUUUGGGCCGAGCGAGAACCUGCCGCUCUCACGCGAGGCCACCCUGCGGGCGUUUCAGGAGCUUGCUGCCAAGGUCAAUGCCUUCCUGGGGGCCCGGGGGCCCCUCAGCAUGGAGGAGGUAGCCAUGGGCUUCAUCCAAGUGGCCAACGAAACCAUGUGCCGGCCCAUCCGGGCCUUGACGCAGGCCCGGGGCCACGACACCUCGCGCCACGUGCUGGCUUGCUUUGGCGGAGCUGGGGGGCAGCAUGCUUGUGCCAUCGCCCGGACCCUGGGCAUGAGCAAGGUCUUCAUUCACAAGCACAGCGGCAUCCUAUCGGCCUUCGGGCUGGCGCUGGCGGACGUGGUGCACGAGGCGCAAGAGCCCUGCUCCCUGGUCUAUGGGCCGGAGGCCUAUGCGCAGCUGGACCAGCGCCUGGCAGCUCUGGAGCGGGAGUGCGUGCGCGCCCUGGAGGCGGAGGGCUUUGCCAGGUCCCAGAUCAGCACCGAGGCCUUCCUGCACCUGCGCUACGAGCGGACGGACUGCGCGCUCAUGUGCUCCGCCAAGGGCCACCCAGCCAGCCCGGCGGGGUCCUGCCGCAGCGGGGACUUUGGCGCGGCCUUUGCCACCAGGUACCGGCAGGAGUUUGGGUUCACCAUCCCCAACCGGGCCGUCCUGGUGGAUGACGUGAGGGUGAGGGGCACGGCCAGCGUCGGCCUGGGCCCGGGAGAACCGUUGCCUGCCACGGAAAAGCCCGCCCGGCUCGAAACGGUAUCCCGCUGUUACUUUGAGGGUGGCUACCUGGACACCAGCGUCUACUUGCUGGAGGACCUCUCCUGCGGCCACGUGAUCCCCGGCCCCAGCAUCAUCAUUGAUAAGAACAGCACCAUCCUCGUGGAGCCGGGCUGCACGGCCUCCGUGACGCGCCUCGGGGACAUUUGCAUCGCGGUGGGCUGUGGGGCGGAGCGCCCUGUCGGCCCCCGGAUCGACCCCAUCCGGCUCUCCAUCUUCUCCCAUCGCUUCAUGAGCAUCGCAGAGCAGAUGGGACGCAUCCUGCAGCGCACGGCCAUCUCCACCAACAUUAAAGAGAGGCUAGACUUCUCCUGCGCUCUCUUCGGACCUGACGGGGGGCUGGUCUCCAAUGCGCCCCACAUCCCUGUCCAUCUGGGGGCCAUGCAGGAGACGGUGCAGUUUCAGAUCCGGAACCUGGGUGCUGAACUCCACGAGGGGGACGUGAUCCUGAGCAACCACCCGUGCGCAGGAGGCAGCCACCUGCCCGACCUCACAGUCAUCACGCCGGUGUUCUGGCCGGGGGAGGCGGCGCCCGUGUUCUUUGUGGCCAGCCGGGGGCACCACGCCGACAUUGGCGGGAUCACGCCGGGCUCCAUGCCCCCCCACUCCCGCUCGCUGCAGGAAGAGGGGGCCGUGUUCGUCUCCUUCAAGCUAGUCGAGGACGGCGUCUUCCAGGAGGAGGCGGUGACGGAGGCCCUGAUGGCUCCGGGCCGCCUCCCCGGCAGCAGCGGCACACGCAACCUCCACGACAACCUCUCCGACCUGCGCGCUCAGGUGGCGGCCAAUCAAAAGGGGAUCCACCUGGUGAACGAACUGAUUGGUCAGUACGGCUUGGAGGUGGUGCAGGCCUACAUGGCACACAUCCAGGCCAACGCGGAGGUGGCUGUGCAGGAGAUGCUGAAGGACUUUGCCAGACGCCAAGGGCAGCCGGGAUGCCCCCUGGCGGUGGAGGCGGAGGACUUCAUGGACGACGGCUCCCCCAUUCGCUUAAAAGUGACCAUUGACCCGCAGGAGGGCAACGCCGUGUUCGAUUUCACGGGAUCCGGCCACGAGGUGUUCGGGAACUGCAACGCGCCCCGCGCCAUCACCCUCUCGGCCUUGAUCUACUCCUUGCGCUGCAUGGUGGGCCAGGACAUCCCCCUCAACCAGGGCUGCCUGGCUCCCGUGAAGGUCGUCAUCCCCAGGGGCUCCAUUCUGGACCCCUCCCGGGACGCUGCCGUGGUGGGGGGCAACGUGCUGACUUCGCAGAGGGUGGUGGAUGUCAUCCUGCGCGCGUUCCAGGCCUGUGCAGCCUCUCAGGGCUGCAUGAACAACGUCACCUUUGGCAACGAGCGCGUCGGCUACUACGAGACGGUGGCUGGCGGGGCGGGGGCGGGGCCCUCCUGGCACGGCCGCAGUGGGGUGCACAGCCACAUGACCAACACUCGCAUCACUGACCCCGAGAUCUUGGAGAAGCGGUACCCGGUGAUCCUGCGGUGUUUCCAUCUGCUCCAGGGCACUGGGGGCGGCGGGCAGUUCCGAGGCGGCGAUGGCGUCUGCCGGGAGCUGCAGUUCCGGGAGGAGAUGGUGCUGUCGGUGCUGAGCGAGCGCCGGGCCUUCCGGCCGUACGGGCUGCAAGGCGGUGAGACUGGUGCUCGGGGGCUGAACCUGCUCAUCCGGCGGGAUGGCCGGACCGUCAACCUGGGCGGGAAGACGUCCGUGCAAGUGUGCCCUGGGGACGUCUUCCGCCUGCAGACCCCUGGCGGGGGGGGCUUCGGACCGCCCGCUGCAGCUGCGCCCGUGGGCUCUCGGCCGCUGACCCCUCCUGAAGGCCAGCGCUUUGUGGAGCGGGGGAGCCUCUAUGACUUCCGCCUGGCCCAGGAGACGGCCUGAAGGCGCCCAGGAGCUGGCCACAGCCCAUGGGACCCUCGGAUCAGGGGAGGGGCGGAUGUG